Messenger RNA from Coregonus sp. 'balchen', 8043 nucleotides. The record is from the annotation of a GenBank genome assembly. NCBI's taxonomy places the organism in Eukaryota, Metazoa, Chordata, Actinopteri, Salmoniformes, Salmonidae.
AUGACUGCUAUAAAGGCAUUAAACCCGAAAGCUGAGGUAGCCCGUGCUCAGGCCGCUCUUGCAGUAAAUAUCAGUGCUGCUCGGGGUCUUCAGGAUGUGCUCAAAAGUAAUUUGGGACCAAAAGGAACAAUGAAAAUGUGAGUGCAAUUGGCCAUGCUCGCUAGCAGUUAGCAUGCUACUGCUGCUAGUUUGGCUAACAUCGUGGUAUCCUGGCAGCCAGUAGACCAUUUAUGGUAUUAGAUAUGUUUAUUUUGUCAGAUCCAUUUGUACCCAGUAGUUUCUCUAAGAAACUAUGUUAGCUUGAUAGAUAGUGCUGGAUUUCCUAGCCACCUCCUAAAUACGUAGCUACCGUUAGCUAGCUAUAAUUUAGCUAGCUGGAUUAUCAUCAGGGAGUGGUUUUACAAUGGGCACUGGAUUAUUUGACCAAUCAAUGUUAUUAGCUAGAAAGGAUAAUCAGCAGACACCUAAACCCUUUGGAGACUAACUGAAAAGCUGACUAUCAGUUUAUAUACAACUAGUCUCAUUGACAUUGUCUUCUAGCUAUACUCGUGAUUUAGAGACAUUACUGUACAAUUCAUCUAGUCAUGCAUUAACGUCACAUAUUCAAACAUUUGGUGAGCCUCUAACAAAUUAUUUUUGUGUGCUUGUUUGUAGGCUUGUAUCAGGGGCUGGUGACAUAAAGCUGACCAAAGAUGGUAAUGUCUUGUUGCACGAAAUGGUAAGAUAAAUAUCCCAUGAGAUUGAUGUACAGUUAACGCCCAUGUGUGCUUUUUUUGUAGCUCCCAUGGAUUUUACUGUGCUACAGUAAAGUGUUGUCUAUAACCUCUGCAUUGGAGGAGUUGCAUUCUCCUCCACAUGUAUUCAGCAGACCAGUACAUUUAAUCUAACAUCUGUAACCUUACUAAUUGUGAGAUAUAUUGCCUUAUAGUCUUGCUUUGACACUUAUGUCUUGUCUUCAAUCAGCAAAUCCAGCAUCCGACAGCAUCCUUGAUUGCCAAAGUGGCUACGGCACAGGAUGACAUCACAGGUGACGGUACAACAUCCAAUGUGCUCAUCAUUGGGGAGCUCCUGAAACAAGCAGACCUCUAUGUGUCAGAGGUGAGAUUUGGUUUGGCGGACGCCCCCAACAUGUAAUUGAAAUAGUUUCCUAGUUAAAAUAAUGGAUUUUCAUAAAGACCUUUCAUUUUAGCAAGGUUGUGUGAUGACUUAAAAUUAUUUAAUUGAUAAAUGUAGAAUCGGUGCAUCUAAAGCAGGUUGCAGAAUCUGCAUCCCAGUACCAUUAGUCAACCCCCUAUUCCUGUGUUUUUUCCCAACCUUUUUUUUUUAUUUAUUUUUUAUUUUUUACUUUGCACCCAAAAAGGGUCUCCACCCACGGAUAAUAGCAGAAGGUUUUGAGGCAGCCAAGGAGAAAGCUCUGGAGGUAUUGGAGGAGAUGAAGGUGACCAGAGAGAUGGACAGAGAGACCCUCAUCCACGUGGCCCGCACCUCCCUCAGGACCAAGGUCCACGCCGAGCUGGCUGAUCUCCUCACAGAGGUAGAAGUGUGUGUGUGACUGUUUGUUGUGAGUUGUGGUUUGGAGAGUUCUUGAAUCUGGCUCAUGUUACUUUAUUGGUCAUCAAGAAAGCACUUGUCCAGACUUGGGUUCAAAUACACUGAACAAAAAUAUAAAAGCAACAAUUUCAAAGAUUUUACUGAGUCACCGUUCAUAUAAAGAAAUUAGUAAAUUGAAAUUAAUUCAUUAGGCCCUAAUCUAUUGAUUUCACAUGACUGGGAAUACAGAUAUGCAUAUGUUCUUCACAGAUACCUUGGGAGAAGAAAAAAAAGGUAGGGGCGUGGAUAAGAAAAGCAGUCAGUAUCUGGUGUGACCACCAUUUGGCUCGUGCAGCGCGACACAUCUUCACAUAGAGUUGAUCAGGCUGUUGAUUGUGGCCUUUGGAAUGUUGUCCCACUCCCCUUCAAUGGCUGUGCGAAGUGGCUGGAUAUUGGCGUGAACUGGAACACGCUGUUGUACACGUCGAUCCAGAGCAUCCCAAACAUGCUCAAUGGGUGACAUGUCUGAGUAUGCAGGCCAUGGAAGAACUGGAACAUUUUCAGCUUCCAGGAAUUGUGUACAGAUCCUUGCAACAUGGGGCCGUGCAUUAUCUUGCUGAAACAUUGAGGUGAUGGCGGCGGAUGAAUGGCACGACAAUGGGCUUCAGGAUCUCGUCACAGUGUCUGUGCAUUCAAAUUGCUGUCCAUAAAAUGCAAUUGUGUUUGUUGUCCGUAGCUUAUGCCUGCCCAUAACACAACCCCACCGCCAACAUGGGGAACUCUGUUCACAACGUUGACAUCAGCAAAUCGCUCGCCCAUACAACGGCCAUCUGCCCGGUACAGUUGAAACCUGGAUUUUUCUGUGAAGAGCACAUUUCUCCAACAUGCCAGUGGCAAUUGAAGGUGAGCAUUUGCCCACUGGAGUCGAUUACGACACCGAACUGCAGUCAGGUCAAGACCCUGGUGAGGACAACGAGCAUGCAGAUGAGCUUCCCUGAGACUGUUUCUGACAGUUUGUGCAGAAAUUCUUCAGUUGUGUAAACCCACAGUUUCAUCAGCUGUCCGUGUGGCUGGUCUCAGACGAUCCUGCAGGUCAAGAAGCCGGAUGUGGAGGUCCUGGGCUGCCGUGGUUACACGUGGUCUGCUGUUCAGGCCGGUUGGAUGUACUGCCAAAUUCUCUAAAACGAUGUUGGAGGUGGCUUAUGAUAGAGAAAUGUACAUUAAAUUCUCUGGCAACAGCUCUGGUGGACAUUCCUGCAGUCAGCAUGCCAAUUGCAUGCUCCCUCAACUUGAGACAUCUGUGGCAUUGUGUUGUGACAAAACUGUACAUUUGAAUGGCCUUUUAUUGUCCUGAGCACAAGGUACACCUGUGUAAUGACCAUGCUGUUUUAAUCUGCUUCUUGAUAUGCCACAACUGUCAGGUAGAUGGAUUCUCUUGGCAAAGGAAAAAUGCUCACUAACAGGGAUGUAAACAUUUGUGCAUAACAUUUGAGAGAAAUAAGCUUUUUGUGCUUAAUGGAAACAUUUCUGGGAUAUUAGUUCAGCUCAUGAAACGUGGGACCAACACUUCAUGUUGCAUUUAUAUUUUUGUAUAAUUUGAAAUCUUUCAAAUACUUACACUAUAUAUACAAACGUUUGUCAAAUUUAUGCUCUGCUAGAGCUGCCCCGGUCAACUGUAAGUGCUGUUAUAGUGAAGUGGAAACUUCUACGAGCAUGAACGGCUCCGCUGCGAAGUGGUAGGCCACACAAGCUCACAGAACGGGACCGCCAAGUGCUGAAGCGUGUAAAAAAUAGUCUGCCAGUUGCAACACUCACAACCGAGUUCCAACCUGCCUCUGGAAGCAACGUCAGCACAAGAACCUGUACCUCGGGAGCUUCAUAAGCCUAAGAUCACCAUGCGCAAUGCCAAGCGUCAACUGGAGUGGUGUAAAGCUCCCUGCCAUUGGACUCUGGAGCAAUAGAAACGCGUUCUCUGGCGUGAUGAAUCCCGCUUCACCACCUGGCAGUCCAACAGACAAAUCUGGGUUUGGCGGAUGCCAGGAAGAACGCUACCUGCCCCAAUGCAUAGUGCCAACUGUAACAUUUGGUGGAGGAGGAAUAAUGGUUUGGGGCUUUCAUGGUUUGGGCUAGGUCCCUUAGUUCCAGUGAAGGGAAAUCUUAACGCUACAGCGUACAAUGACAUAUUCUAGAUGAUUUUGUGCUUCAAACUUUGUGCCCACAGUUUGGGGAAGGCCCUUUCCUGUUUCAGCAUGACAAUGCCCCUGUGCACAAAGCGAGGUCCAUACAUCGGUGUGGGAGAACGUGACUGGCCUGCAGAGAGCCCUGACCUCAACCCCAUCGAACACCUUUGGGAUUAAUUGGAACGCCGACUGCGAGCCAGGCCUAAUCGCCCAACAUCAGUGCCCAACCUCACUAAUGCUCUUGUGGCUGAAUGGAAGCAAGUCCCCGCAGCAAUGUUCCAACAUCUAGUGGAAAGCCUUCCCAGAAGAGUGGAGGCUGUUAUAGCGGCAAAGGGGGACCAACUCCAUAUUAAUGCCCAUGAUUUUGGAAUGAGAUUUUCGACGAGAAGGUGUCCACAUACUUUUGGUAGUAUAGAGCAGGGAUGGGCUACUCUAGUCCUCAGGCCGGAGUGGUGUCACACUUUUCCCCCACCCCUAGCAAACACAGCUGAUUUUUAAACUAAUUGCAUUCUAAACUGAAUAUCAUGACUAGUUGGUCUAUUGGAGUCAGUGUGUGGGCUGGGGCAAAAGUGUGACGCCAAUCAGGCCCCCGGGGACUGGAGUUGCCCAUCCCUGACUUAAAGCAUUUACUUGAGCCUGGCUGGUGUGGGACUUUUUUGGGGGGCUCUUCCAUGGGUUCCAUUACGCCAGACAAGCUUAAUCAAGCAAUACGGUACUAGCUGUACUUGUCAUUCAACUGUAUGAUCACCACAUCUAAUAACUUCACUCCCCUCACUUUGGGGAUAUUUUUCAGGCUGUGGUGGAUGCUGUGCUGGCUAUCCACAGACCCAAUGAGCCUAUUGACCUGUUCAUGGUGGAGAUCAUGGAGAUGAAGCAUAAGACUGACAGCGACACACAGUGAGUGUACAUAUCUCUCUCCCUCAUACAGUCACACUCAGUCACUGACAAUGCGUACAUUCGAAUUGUGUCCAACAUUAUGCCCUUUGUCCGCUCCUUAGGCUGAUCCGAGGCCUGGUGUUGGACCACGGCGCCCGUCAUCCAGACAUGAAGAAACGGGUGGAGGACGCCUUCGUGCUCACUUGCAAUGCCUCUUUGGAAUAUGAGAAAACGUCAGUAUAACAUUAGCGCAGCUAUCUUUGGCUUUUUCUAGCUGGAAUAGAUUUGUAGGCAUGGGUGAAUUCUGUGUUACUGUCAGUAGUAGACACUGUGCAAAAACAUCAUUUCACUACUUCUUUACUAAGGGUGAGUGCUGUCCUGUGCAUCACCUACUCCAUGGAGAAGUGAAUGCAAGUACUGCAGUUUAGUUUAUUUCAGAGAUGAGGCGCAAAGCUCUUUAAGCAUGAAUGAGUUUUGGUAAUUGGAAAGUCAAUAUUAUAGGAUGUAACUACUACAGGAAAGGGGCUUGUAGUGUGACCGCCUAUGUUGUAUACUUUCCUAAUGGAGUGUCCUCAUCAGUUUGUGAAAAGAGCAUGGAUUUAUAAACAGUCAGUUCACAUAAACCCCUGCUUUACUUUCAGCGAGGUGAACUCUGGCUUCUUCUACAAGAGUGCUGGCGAGAGGGAGAAGCUGGUGGCUGCUGAGAGGAAGUUCAUCGAGGAGCGUGUUAAGAAGAUCAUCGAGCUCAAGAAUGCAGUGUGUUCUGAUAACAACAAGGGCUUUGUGGUCCUCAACCAGAAGGUAUGACUAGGAAGUUACCUUUUUCGCCAGUUAAUACAUUAUUUGGAAAUGUGAACUGUGAGCUAUCAAAGGAAAUUAUGUUUAGACUCUCAGGCAAUACUAACUUAUUAAGCAGAAGUGUCUGACGGCACAGUGAACACCCUUGUGUGCUUUCUUUGUAGCUCCCCUGGAUUUUACUCUGUGCUACAGUAAAGUGUGGUCUGUAACCUCUGCAUUGGAGGAGCUGCAUUCUCCUCCACAUGUAUUCAGCAGACCAGUACAUUCAGUGUUGCAGCAUAUUAAAGAUGAUUUUAAUUGGGUUCGUUAAAUAUCACAAUAAAAAUGUUUGCUCCUUACAGGGCAUUGACCCAUAUUCCCUGGAUAGUCUGGCCAAAGAGGGGAUUGUAGCUCUGCGUAGGACCAAGAGGAGGAACAUGGAAAGGUAAAAAAAAAAAAUAUAUAUAUAUAGCCUGCCUUAAUUCUUUGUUCGUUUACAAGCUUGAACAGUGCAUUUCGGAGAGAUACACUUGGGCAUGGACGAAUUCUGUGUUACUCUUGUCAGUAGUAAAAUCAGUCAGACACCAUGCAAAAGCAUAUUUUCAUUCCUACUUUACUAAAUGUGAGUGCUGUCCUGUGCCUCACCUACUCAGUGGAGGAGUGAAUACAAUGUAGUCUGUGUGUGUGACUGUAAUAAUUUACAGUGUGUCUUGCUGACCCUUUUACCCGCCCCCCAGACUCACCCUGGCCUGUGGAGGUAUCGCCAUGAACUCUUUUGAAGACCUCACUCCAGAAUGCCUGGGCCAGGCUGGUCUGGUCUAUGAACACACCCUGGUGAGUUAACGUGCUGGGUCUUUACCUCUAGACCAGGACAAACCGUCAAAUGGUCUGUACCAGUUUCCAAAACAUUUGCAACAGAAUUCCUCGUGUUGUGUGGGUGGGUGGAAUCACUACCCACAUUCACCCCACUAAGUAAGGAUACAAAAGGGGCCUAUCAGCUUGCCUUGUCUCUGUCCAAUACUAUGAAAAUCUAUGAUUUGGUAAAAAUAUGUAUAAGAUGUCAUGAAGGUCAAAUAUGUAAUAUUGUGCUUUAUCAUGAAGUUAAAUAUGUAAUGUAGUGGUUUCUCACCCUUUACAGGGUGAGGAGAAGUACACAUUCAUAGAGAAGUGUGGGAACCCCCGGUCAGUGACCCUGCUGGUGAAGGGACCCAACAAACACACCCUGACCCAGAUCAAAGACGCAGUCAGGGAUGGGCUCAGGGCCGUCAAGAACGCCAUCGAGGACGGUACGUACUGCUGCAAUGGAAGUUCAUCUGACACUCUAGGCAGGAUUAAUCAAACUCAGCAACUAUUUGAAUCCAGCUCUGUUAGGCUCUACUAUCAGAUGAUAUUGAGUGGGGGAGUUUUUGGUUUUAUCAAGAUGGGACUGAUUCUGUAACGAUGCUGGAAUAGAUUUGUAGGCAUGGAUGAAUUCUGUGUUACUCUGUCAGUAGUAGAUGCAAUCAGACACCAUGCAAAAGCAUCCUUUCACUUCUUCCUAACUAAAGGUGAGUGCUGUCCUGUGCCUCACCUACUCCAUGGAGAAGUGAAUACAAGUAGCAAAUUUAAGUGCAUACUAAAACUCUUCAGGAACGGUCCACUGUAAAGUCUUUCCUAUGGAAUGUUGAGAAGUCUGCGGUCAGGGGGCAUCCAUUAACAUUUUCAAACUCUACUCUGCCUCAAAACACUUAAUUUGUGUGUAUAAUAAUACAUUUUUGAAAUCUGUUUGUUUCUGACUGAGCUCUUCAGUACUGCUUAUCAGCCAGUCAGCUGUUGUUCAGUCUGACCCCAGUGUUGACUUUGCAGGCUGCGUGGUGUCAGGGGCCGGGGCCUUUGAGGUAGCUGUGCAUGAUGCUCUGAUAAAGCACAAACCCUCAGUGAAGGGCCGGGCUCAGCUGGGUGUGCAGGCUUUCGCUGAUGCCCUCCUCAUCAUCCCUAAGGUAUGUAAUGAGUCUUAAACGAAGGUUGUUAUUUAAUUUUUUUUCUUAUUUUUGUCAAUGCCUUCCGUGCUUUAGCAUUGUAUUGAUAUAACGUCUAUAUAACUCUGACAAUGAAGGAUAUCCAGCUUUUAGUUAAGAAAAGUCUCAGAGCUAUUGCUAUGUACUGCUGACAGACUGUUUCUUUCUCUCCAGGUACUAGCCCAGAACUCUGGGUAUGAUCCAAUGGAGACCCUGGUCAAACUCCAGACAGAGUACAAAGAGAGUGGUCAGCUGGUUGGAGUGGACCUGAGUUCUGGUAUGCAAUUUAAAGUUUUUUCUUAAAAUCUCAAACUGAGGAUAGGGAUUUAUUUCACAUCCAAUUGCAUGGCACAUCAUACCCAUUUCCUAUGUCAAAACUAAAAAUAUUAAAAUUCACUUUAAAUUGACCAAUUAUUUUUCUUUAGGUGAACCAAUGGUCGCUUCAGAAGCUGGGGUUUGGGAUAACUACAGUGUUAAGAAACAACUCCUUCACUCAUGGUAAGAACAACACACCCUUUUUAAAAUCUCAAAUCAGUACAACCCUUUAGAUUUAAGAUUCAAUGACCCUUUGGAUUAAACUGUUAUUGAUUUAUUUGUUUUCUGUCCACAGCACGGUAAUAGCCAGCAACAUCCUGUUGGUGGAUGAGAUCAUGAGAGCAGGCAUGUCAUCCCUGAAGGGCUAA